Phasianus colchicus (ring-necked pheasant) is the source of this 4607-nucleotide messenger RNA. Lineage: Eukaryota; Metazoa; Chordata; Aves; Galliformes; Phasianidae. The record is from RefSeq and is a predicted model, not a curated record.
GGAGGCGGGCGCCUCCUAGUGGUCAACGAGCAGGACAUGCGAGACAGCCUGGUUCUGGGGUGGCACGGGGCUCUGCGGUUAGGAUGAGUUUGUGGGCUGGCUUGGACUUGCCCUCUUUACUCGUCACCUGGAAUGACAUUUGUGAGGCUGUCAGCCCUGCCUUGGUUUUUAGAGAAAAGGGUGACUUGGGCAGAUUUGAUAUUAGAAUCGUAGAAUGGCGGAAUCAUAGAAUGGCUUUGGUUGGAAAGGAUCUCAAAGAUUAUCUAGUGCCAUCCUUGGAAAUGGGGUUCAGAAAUGAGGAGAUCCCCACAAUGUUACAGGUUUUGCAUCUAAAUAACGUGAGCCAGCUGCUCUGAGGUACUACAUUGCCUGUGUGCUGCUGUGUACACGUCCAUUCUUGCAGACUGGCAGCAUAGUGGUAAACAAGAGAUGAAUAUGGUGAUGCUGUGACAAAGCAACGUUGGCCUAUGUGGGCCUUAAGCUCUCCCACAGUUCAAAUAUUUACUGGUUUACAGCAUCCCUUACAUUUCUAUUUUACAGGAAGCUGUCCACUCCAUGCAAUUAUGUAAAUUGUAGGAUUUAUUACUGGUUCCUGUAUAGUAAAAAAAACAAAGUGAUACUUGUAUUACUUUUAUACAGAUGGGCAGCCUGUCUUCUGAACCAAUUACCUUGGACUUGCUCUGUCCAUCUAUGCUGCUAUGAAGUCCACUCCUGCCAUUGCCCUCCAUAGAGCUAGUGAUGCCCUGGAUCUCACCUGGAGAUCUGGAGAUCUGGUCAGUGCUGAACUCUGGAUUUUGGGCAAGUUGUUCUCUAAUCUCAGAAUCUGAUUGAGUUGACACAGCUGUCCCAGAGGAACUAGGCUCUCAGCAUAAGCACAUAAGUAUCAUCACAGUAGGCAGCUGCUUUGUGGGUCUUGGGAGGUCUUAAGCUGCAAGCUCUGCAGAUGUGUGCACUCCUUGCAGUAUUCUAGCUCUGUGCUGCAGCAAGAUGGGUGUACUUUUUCCCUGGACCCAGAGGCCAGAGAAAAAGAGAAACCAUGUGGAAAAUAGGGGACAAGACCUGCAGGGAGUGCCACCAAAAAUAUGUAAAUAAAGCAACUGUAGCUCAGUUUGUAGAAACUCUCUGAGAUGCAAGUUUGCUCUACAGCAGAAUGAAAUCAACAGCUUGCUCAGAGCCUUGGGAACGUAGCUGGAAUUCACUGUGGAAGGCAAACUGCGUGAGGCAAAUUAGUGCUUUUGGACUGAACAAGAAUAGGUAACAGUGCUUAACCUGGCAAGUAAUCUAAGAGGCAUCAUGUAGAAAGAGUCUGCUUACCCUGCUGGCCAGUGGAUAGAGAAAGUCCACGAGUGGUAACAGGCAGGGGAGGACUCAGGGGCCGGACUCAGAUCAGGUGGUGAACUCAGAGUGUCCUCCUUCCUGGAGUUUGCUCAGGGCAGUGCUGAAUUUACAGCUGGUGAGUUUCAGUUGUUCCUGAAGAGGAAGAUACUGAAUGUUGUGACUGGGGAGCUCAGAACCAAUUUUUACCUCCCUUUAGGGACAGAAGAAAGACCUGCUCCCAAAGCGAAGACCUUCCUCAGGUCAGUCGUUUUUAAAUUCUUACCUCUGCCAGCAGCUGCUUCUCAAGCCCUGAGGAUUUCACUGAGCCAAUUUAAUGCUGGUGGUCAGACAGUUUAAACCCAUUAGCUGCCAGCUAUCUGAGUAAAUUUUCUUCUCCAAACCCAGCGCACCGGCAGAACACUCCAAGUAGAACUGCAGAGAACUGCCACAUUAACUGGACAUUUGAGUACAACUGUUGUGGCCUGCGUGGUGAGCAUUUAGGGGCUGAAGAAAAUGCCACUGGCUAGAUCACUGUCCAUGACCUCUCUUAAUGGGCUUCCUCAAUGGGAAGAUGAAGACCUACCAGUGGAGGACUUGUUGCUCUUUGAAGUUUCUUGGGAAGUUACCAACAAAGUGGGAGGAAUUUAUACCGUGAUCCAGACGAAAGCCAAAAUUACAGCAGAUGAAUGGGGUGAAAACUAUUUUCUGAUUGGUCCUUACUUUGAGCACAAUGUGAAGACUCAGGUGGAAGUAUGUGAGCCUCCAAACCCUGCAAUUAAGAAGGCAAUGGAUACCAUGAAAAGCCAAGGGUGUCAGGUCUUUUUUGGAAGAUGGCUGAUAGAGGGCAGCCCAUAUGUCUUACUGUUUGAUAUAGGAUCAGCAGCCUGGAAUCUGGACAGAUGGAAAGGCGAAUUUUGGGAUGCUACCAACAUAGGGAUUCCUUUUCAUGACCGAGAAGCCAAUGAUGCUGUAAUUUUUGGAUCAGUAACAGCCUGGUUUUUAAAAGAGCUUUCCUGUCAGUUUGAUGACAAGCCCAACAUAGUUGCUCAUUUCCAUGAAUGGCAGGCAGGAGUGGGUUUAAUACUGUCUCGAUCUCAGAAACUUCCAGUUGCCACAAUUUUUACUACCCAUGCCACUCUGCUUGGGAGAUACUUGUGUGCAGCCAAUAUAGACUUUUACAACAAUCUUGACCAGUUUGACAUUGACAAGGAAGCAGGAGAGAGACAGAUUUACCAUCGAUAUUGUAUGGAACGGGCAUCUGUACACUGUGCCCAUGUGUUCACCACAGUCUCACAGAUAACAGCAAUUGAAGCAGAACACAUGCUUAAAAGAAAUCCUGAUGUUGUCACUCCAAAUGGCUUGAACAUUAAGAAGUUUUCAGCAAUGCAUGAAUUUCAGAAUUUGCAUUCCAUGUACAAGGCUAGGAUUCAAGAGUUCAUUCGAGGUCAUUUCUAUGGCCACCUUGACUUCAGUCUUGAAAAUACCUUAUUUUUCUUCAUUGCUGGGAGAUAUGAGUUUUCCAACAAAGGAGCUGAUAUGUUUCUAGAAGCCUUAUCAAGACUAAACUUUUUGCUGAGGGUACAUAAGAGUGAUGUUACAGUCGUUGUGUUCUUCAUUAUGCCAGCAAAGACAAACAAUUUCAAUGUGGAAACCCUGAAAGGACAAGCAGUCCGGAAGCAGCUCUGGGACACUGCACAGUCUGUGAAAGAAAAGUUUGGAAAGAAACUCUACAAUGCCUUACUAAAAGGAGAAAUUCCAGACUUGAGCAAGAUUCUUGACCGGGAUGAUAUAACCAUUAUGAAAAGAGCCAUCUUUUCAACUCAGCGACACUGUCUGCCUCCAGUGACCACCCACAACAUGAUUGAUGAUGGCAAUGAUCCAAUACUCAAUACCAUCCGACGAAUUGGCCUUUUCAACAACCGAACAGACAGAGUAAAGGUGAUAGUACAUCCAGAGUUUCUUUCUUCGACAAGCCCGUUGUUGCCCUUGGACUAUGAAGAAUUUGUUAGAGGUUGUCACUUGGGUGUAUUUCCAUCAUACUAUGAACCCUGGGGUUACACUCCAGCUGAAUGUACUGUGAUGGGUAUUCCCAGCGUGACCACAAACCUUUCUGGAUUUGGCUGUUUCAUGCAGGAACAUGUUGCUGACCCAGCUGCUUAUGGCAUCUACAUAGUUGACAGGAGGUUCCGCUCACCUGAUGAAUCAUGCAACCAGCUGACUCAGUUCCUGUAUGGAUUUUGUCAGCAGUCCCGUCGCCAGAGGAUCAUCCAAAGAAACCGAACUGAGAGGCUCUCAGAUCUGUUGGACUGGAGAUACCUAGGCAGGUAUUACAUGCAUGCUAGACACUUGGCCCUCAGCAGAACAUUCCCUGAUAAAUUUGAGAUGGAACCAUGUGCUCCACCAAAGACGGAAGGUUUCAGAUUCCCAAGACCUUCAUCAGUGCCACCAUCGCCUUCUGUCUCUCAGCAUUCCAGUCCUCACCAUAGUGAAGCCGAAGAUGAAGAUGAGGAUGAAAGAUAUGAUGAGGAUGAGGAAGCUGAAAGGGAUAGGCAAAAUAUCAAGUCUCCAUUUUCACUUGGAGUAUUGCCACAAGGAAAGAAGAAGCAGCAUGGAGAGUUCAGGAACUGAAUGUGUUGCUCUCCACCCAUACAGAGUCUCUCCAUGUAUUUAAGAGUAAAGUAGGCAUUGCAAGCUUUGUAUUAAGGACAGUAUGUUAUAUUUUAGGAGAAUCUUAAAUGACACUUGAGCUACACUGUUGGGAAGCCUAAUAUUUCUUCAUCGUGAAAGUAGUUUAGAUGACAAUUCUUCUGUGCUCCUCGGAAGUAGAAGAAUUUUAUCAAGCUUAGUAAACUUAGAGAAUGUAACAGUCUCCUUAAGCUUAUCUGAAGCGUAGAUCACACCUUUGUCUGCAUGAUCAUCUACACUAAUAUUAGUUCAUGCUGAUAGUUCUGCAAUGGUUGUUCCAAAUGAAUUCUUCCUUCAUUUAUGUCCCUCACUUCCUCCUCCCAAACUAACAUAAUCUUUAAGCCAGAGCUCAGAAAAUUUAGAGAAAAAGAGUGUUACCCUGGAGAAAUCUUGUCAGAGGUAAAAACUGAGAAGAAAAUGGUCUUCAUCUCUCCUUAUGCUGUUUACCUUAUUGUAAACUUACAUCAUUUGAAACAUUUUUUACAGCACAUGGAAGCGUCUUGGAUUAAAACACACUGUGGAACAAUAUAAAGUCUUAUGCAGUGGUCAUUUGAAUUAAAGAUACAAAUGAAGUCAUCUUCUUCAAGUCCUUUAGACCUACAAUA